AUGUCUCGCCUCGCCGCUGUCGCGCACCAAAUCCCCAGCCGCGGCUUUCAGUCGCAGAGCGAUGGUGGGCGAUUCCGAGGCGCGACGAUCCGCCGUUAUUUUCCCGACAGACUGAUAAAAAAAAAUUGGGCGGCACUGUGCAAAAACCUGUCGCUCAUCUUGCACAGUGCAACAAAGAAGGCUAAAAUUUCCAUUGCACUGUGCGAAAAUUCCAAACCGUCAGACUGCACGGUGCAAUGGAAACAACGAAAAAAAAUCGAGCGGCACUGUGCAAAAAAUUGUCGCUCAUUUUGCACAGUGCAAAAAAAUUUUCCAAAAUUCCCAUUGCACUGUGCAAAAACAUCAAAAGUUCAAUCCGCACGGUGCAAUAAAAAGAACGAAAAAAUCGCAUCUGCACUGUGCAAAAACCUGUCGCUGAUCUUGCACAGUGCAAAAUAAUUUUCCAAAAUUCCCAUCGCACUGUGCGAAAACCCCGAAAGUUAGUUCUGCACCGUGCAACGGAGGAAAAAAAAGUCAUCGCUCGUUUUGCACUGUGCGUAAAAUGAAAAAGUUUGAGUUUGCACAGUGCAAAAUAAUUUUCCAAAAUUCCCAUUGCACUGUGCGAAAAUUUGAAAAUUUAAUAACUGCACUGUGUAGCGGAGAAAAAAAAAGAAAAAAAAAGUUUGAGUUUGCACUGUGCAAAAGGGAAUUUUUGCCACACAUUUUUUUGUUUUGAAAAUUAAAAAAAAUUUUUUUUUUUUUUUUUUAUUCUUCGCGGAAAUUUUUUUCACCCCAAAAUUCAAGUAUAACAUCCAUUUUUCAGCAAUGUUCGAGGACAUUGACAUCAACGAAAACGAGGUGCCAGUCCGCCGUCCCUCCGCCCAGAUCCGCCAAUUCAACCCCGAGCCCCAUCUGGUUGUAAUCAACAAGAAUUUGAAUGGUAAGCGAGCUUUUCCUUUGUUUUUCUGCAGUUUUACUGGAUGAAUUAAAAUGGAUUUAAAAAUGUUUUUUGGAAAUUUCUUUUUCCUAUUUUUAGCCGACUUUUAAGUGGAUUAUGGUAUUUUGAAGGGCUUUUAGGGGGUUUUUAAAACAUUUGGAAGGGAUUUGGGAUAAAAUCCUCGAGUUUUUGGAGUACCUAGUAGUCUCUUUUUGACUGCACUGUGCGAAAAAAUUUAUUUUUGAGCGCACGGUGCAGUCAAAAAUUUUUUAUUAAAUCUUGCACAGUGCGGAAGUUUUGAUAUUUUUGAAUAAAAAACGGCGUGAAAACGCUAAAAUACGAUUCAUUUUUUACGUUUGUGACAACUUCUCAUCCUCCAGAGGUUAUCUUUCAAUUUUUGAAAUUUAAAAAAAAAAUAUUUUUUGCGUAUAAAAUGUCGCCUUUCUGUUUUGAAUGGGUAAAAUACGGUGUAUCGCAUCCGUUUUAUUAUUUUAUAUGCCAUUAUAAGUUAUUUGUGAUUUAAAAAAUCAGUUUUUUAUCAAUUCUUUUCCGGUUGCACUGUGCAGUCAAAAAAAAAAUUUCAUUGCACUGUGCGAAAUGUUUUUUUUGAAGAAAAAUAUGUUUAAUAAAGUUAAAAUACGAUUCUAUUUUGUAUGCCGACAUUUCAUUUCGGACAGCGACAAGAUUUCAAAAAAAAAAAAAAAAAUAAUUUUAAUUUUUUUCGUAUAAAAUGACGACUUUUUUUUACUCUGGGUAAAAUACGUCUUUUUCUUUGUUGAGUUACUCCUUAUAAUAAAAAAAUUUCAAAUUUUUCGACUCACAUCAAAAUCUCAAAAAAAAAUUAUCGUAUAAAAUGUCACCUUACACUAAAAUCUCUCACAAAGUCUGAUAUGAGUUUUUCAGGCUUCGGAUUCAACGUGAAAGGCCAAGUCAGCGAAGGUGGACAACUCCGAAGCAUCAAUGGCGAACUGUAUGCCCCUUUGCAGCACGUUUCAGCCGUUUUAGAGGGCGGAGCCGCGGAAAAGGCCGGUCUAUUGCGAGGCGAUCGUAUUCUGGAAGUGUAAGUUGAAUUUUUUCUCUAUUUUUAUAGCGUAUUUUACAGCUCUGAAUCGUUUCUUUUUUAUUUUAUUUUGCACCGUGCGGUUUUUUCAAACUUGUCAAUUGCACUGUGCAAUCCAAAAUUUUGGAAAUUGCACUGUGCGAAAAUUUUUUUUUGUUGUCACUGUUGCACUGUGCAGUCAAGAAUUGAUGAAUUUUUUUCGCACCGUGCAAAAAUCAAAAAAAAAUUUUUUUGCACGGUGCAGUCCAAAAUUUUAGAAAUUGCACUGUGCGUCGAUGAAUUUUUUUGCACCGUGCAAAACUCAAAGAGCAAUUUUUUUUGCACGGUGCGGGCCAAAUUUUUGCGAUGAAAACAUUUUUGUUUUUAACGCACAGUGCAGUCAAAGGCGGAUCGCAAAUUUUUUCGCACUGUGCAAUAAAAUAUUGUUUUCGUUCGCACGGUGCAGAACUCAAAAAACAAUUUUUUUGUUUUGCACGGUGCAGCCCAAAUUUUGGAUUUUUGCACUGUGCGAUAAAAAAAUUUUUUGUUUUUAACGCACAGUGCAGUCAAAUGCGGAUCGCAAAUUUUUUUGCACCGUGCAGUUUGUUAGAGAUUGCACUGUGCGAAAAAAAUUUUUUCUUUCGUUCGCACUGUGCAGAACUCAAAAAAAGAAAUUUUUUGUUUUGCACGGUGCAGUCCAAAUUUUGGAUUUUUGAACUGUGCGAUAAAAAAAUAUUUUUUGUUGUCACUGUGGCACUGUGCAGUCAAGAAUUGAUGAAUUUUUUCGCACUGUGCAAAAUUCAAAAAAAAAUUUUUUUUUUGCACUGUGCGGUUUUUUAGAGAUUGCACUGUGCGAAAAAAAUUUUUUUUCUUUCGCUCGCACUGUGCAACCCCUCUGACUAUAUGAAUCAACACACUGAACCGUCUUUCGGCAUUUAAUUGUAAUAAAAUUGGCUACAAAAUUUGCUGUUACUAUGGUAACUUUUUCGAUUUUAAUAAAAACAAUUUUGGCGGGCAUUGCGUGCCUUUUUUUGAUGUUAUUGCGGGUUUAAUUGACUUUCUGCCUCGGGGUAAUUGCCUCAGGGCACAUGCAAAAUAAUCGAAAUCUCGCCGAAAAGUUAGUGUAAAGUGGGAUUACUGUAGAAUUCAAGACAAUUAUGGAGAUUUUUUGGAUGUUUGGUCGGUGUAAUGUGGCGUGGCUUAGUUUUUAGGCUACAAUAUCUUAUAUAAGCGAAUAAUUUUUGGUCUAACCCCUCAGGGCAAAUUUCUUUGGGAUUUUUGAAAUUUCAAAAUGCCAUAAGUCCAUAAUUUCUUUGAAUUAGGUUCUGAAAUUCGGUAAGAUUGUUUAGAAAAUUAGAAUCUUUUAGUCUUCUGGGUUGGAGCCAAUUUGGUUAGGAAUCAGAAAUUUUAUACGCUGAGACAUGUUCGAUCCUAUAAAAUGUCCCACAAACACGGUACUGAAAAACGGUUACUUUUAGUUGAAAAAGGCAACUUCAGGCUAUCAAUUUGCACAUUGUUGAAGACGCGUCUCCAUUAAGAAUUUAUACGACGAAACAUGUUUCAUCGUAUAAAAUGUCUCCAAGGCGUCCAGAAAGAUUAAACCUUGCUGUAUUUUGGUUACGUGACAUUUGGCUGUCGUUUCUUGUAAUGACAACACGACUGUGAUAAGUUAUACGAUGAAACAUGUUUCGUCGCAUAAAAUGUCUCCAAGGCGUCCAGAAACUUUAAACUCGCUGUAUUUUGGUUACAUCACUUUUGGCUGUCGUUUUUUGUAAUGACAACACGACGGUGACAUUUUAUACGAUGAAACAUGUUUCAUCGUAUAAAAUGUCUCCAACACCAUUUUCUAAUUUUUGAUUUCAGCAACGGUGCCAACGUCGAAGGUGCAACACAUCGACAGGUGGUGGAGCUGAUCCGACAAGGAGGGGAUCGUCUUCAGCUGGUCGUAAUCUCCGUGACCAGCGACAUGUUAGAGGAAGAGAGCUACGAAGACGAAAGCCAGCCAUCUCUGAAAUACGACUACACCGAGAAACGCUCUCUUCCGAUCACUAUCCCCACAUAUCAACGGGUGCAAACGAUCGGCGAGGCGUUUAUUGCGUUCAAUUUGCACAUGGCUGGAAGGCAUUUGGGGAGUCGGAGGUGAGGAAAAAACGGGAUUUUUUGAGGAAAAAUGGGAGAAAUUGGCUUGUUUCUGAGUCUAACACACACAAAAAAUCAAUUUGCGCUUUGCACCGUGCAAAAUUAAAAAAUUUUUUUGCUGCACGGUGCGGUCAAAAUUUUGGAAAAUUUCCGCACUGUGCAGUCAAUUUUGGGGAAAACUGCACGGUGCAAUGAGAGUCGGAGAGAAAUCGCACUGUGCGCGGAAGUUUGUCGCUUUCGGAAAUGAUUGCACAGUGCAAUUGAGAUUUUUGUUUUUUGCACUGUGCGCGGAAGUUUGUCGCAUUUCGGAAAUGUCUGCACGGUGCAAUUGAGAGUUUUGCUUUUUGCACUGUGCAUGAAACUUAUAGGAGAGUGCAAACUGCACAGUGCGGGGAAUUUAUGGCGAAAUUUGAAUUUUUGAUGCUACUUUUUGAAAUUUUGAACGUAAAAAAAUUUCUUAUAGUCAAAAAAGGUUGUAAAAUUCAUUUUUUUUCGAAAAUUUAUGAAUUUUUAAAAAUUAGCAUAAUUUAAAAAAAUUUGCAUAUUCACCCAAAAUCUCUCAAAAUUGCCCACAAAUCGCCUGUGGGUAAUUUUGCGAAUUUCUUAUAGUCAAAAAAGGUUGUAAAAUUCAUUUUUUUUUUCAAAAAUUUACGAAUUUUUAAAAAUUUGCAUAAUUUCAAAAAUUUGCAUAUUCCCCCAAAAUCUCUCAAAAUUACCCACAAAUCGCCUGCACCUCAAUUUUAACCCUCCAAAUUUCAGAUACAGCGAAUUCGUCACGUUGGACCGUCUUCUCAAAGAAGAAUUCCCCGACUUCCAAUUCCCCAAAUUGCCCUCAAAAUGGCCCUUCCACAUGACGGAACAGCGGCUGGACGGGCGCCGCAGAGGCCUGGAGACCUACCUCGAAAAGGUCUGCACCAUCAAAGUGAUCGCGGACUGCGAUAUAAUGCAAGAAUUCUUGAUGGAAGACUCCCCUCCCGUCCACAGCAACCUAAAUGUCGCCCUGAGGGUCCUAUUGCCCAAUCAAUCGGCCAUUCAACUGAGUGUGAAUCGAAAUGCCGACACAAUCACGGUGUUCGACAUGGUCAUGAAGGAAUUGAGUAAGGAGUUUGGAUAUUUGAAGGUUUUUUGAAUUUUUCACAGUGCGAAAUUUAUGAUUUUUUUGCACGGUGCAAAAUUUAUGAUUUUUAUGCACAGUGCGAAAUUUGGGGUUUUUUUGCACAGUGCAAAUUUUUGAAUUUCGCACAGUGCGAAUUUACAAUUUUUUUGCACAGUGCGAAAUUUAUGAUUUUUUUGCACAGUGCAAGUUUUACGAUUUUUUGCACAGUGCGAAAUUUCUGGUUUUUGCACGGUGCAAAAUUUAUGAUUUUUUUGCACGGUGCGAAAUUUAUGAGUUUUGCCCGGUGCAAAUUUUAGAAUUUUGCACAGUGCGAAAUUUAUGAGUUUUGCACGGUGCAAAAUUUAUGAUUUUUUUUGCACAGUGCAAAUUUUUGAAUUUUGCACAGUGCGAAAUUACAAUUUUUUGCACAGUGCGAAAUUUACAAUUUUUUUGCACGGUGCAAGUUUUACGAUUUUUUGCACGGUGCGAAAUUUAUGAUUUUUUUUGCACAGUGCAGAUUUUUGAAUUUUGCACGGUGCGAAAUUUAUGACUUUUUUGCACGGUGCAAAUUUUAUAAUAUUUUUCGCAAGGUGCAAUUUUUUGGUUUUGCACAGUGCAAUCUCUUAAAUUUUUUGCACGGUGCAACUGAUUUGAAACUGCACUGUGCGAUUUCCCAAUUUUUUGCACAGUGCAGUCCCCUUUUUUGCGAUGAAAUUUCAAAACUUUGCACCGUGCAAUCGCAAAAUGUUGCACUGUGCGAAAUUCAAAAAUCCAUUGCACCGUGCAAAAUGAAUAUUUUUUUGCACAGUGCAGUCCAAAAAAUUUUUUGCACAGUGCAAUUUGCAUCUUAUAAAAACUUUUCAAACUUGCUCUAAACAACUCAAAAUUCAUUUUUUUCAGACUUCUCACCCGAUGCCAAACGUUACUGCGCCUUGUUCGAGAUGAUCGAUACGACGUUUGAGCGCAAAUUGAAAGCGCGAGAAUGCCCUCACAAUAUUUAUAUUCAAAACUAUUCGUCGGCCGCUUCCUCCUGUAUUCUCCUCAAGAAAUGGUGUUUUGACAUUGACGUGGAACGCGAGAUUUGUCGGAAGGAUGCGGGAUUCCGAAGACUUUGCUUUCAUCAAGCUGUAAAUGAUGUUAACAUGGGCCAUGUGGAGGUUAAAAAAGACAAGUUGUAUCAAUUAAAGGUGAGAAUUGAGAUGAUUUUUCGUUGAAAUGAUGGAUUUUUGACGAAUUUUCCGGAGAGACAUUUUAUACGAUGAAACAUGUUUCAUCGUAUAACUUGUCACCAUAUAGUUAUGGUUUAUUUUGUUUAGCCUCUAAAAAUUGAUAAGUCAAUGGUGUUUGAUCAUUUUUAGGCUUGUAUUUUUAUGCAUUGAGGUCUUGGAGACGUUUUAUACGAUAAAUCAUGUUUCAUCGUAUAACUUGUCGUUUAUUUUGUUCAGAACCCCUAAAAAUUGAUAAGUCGAGGGUGUUUGACCAUUUGUGGAAUUCUCGUUUUAUGUUGAGGUCUAGGGGUGAUUUUAUACGACCAAACAUGUUUUAUCGUAUAACCUGUCGCUAGAUGGUUUAUUUUGUUCAGAACCCCUAAAAUUUGAUAAGUCAAUGGUGUCUGACCAUCGGUAGACUUGUCUUUUUAUGUAUUGAGGUCUAGGAGAUAUUUUAUACGAUAAAUCAUGAUUCAUCGUAUAACUUGUCGCUGCAGAGCUGAUACAAUAAAAAACACCUAGAAUGAUAAAUUAAGAACUUUUCACAAACCCCUUAACGAUUUUCAAAACUUUUUCAUGUACAGGAGGCAACUUAUACGAUCAAACAUUUUUUCCUCGUAUAACAUGUCUCCAAAGCUCCAAAAUCAAAAAAUGUGUUAUUCACUAUAAAAUUUUCAGGCUCUACAAUCCGAGGAGACGGCCGAUCAAUAUUUGGAAGCCUUGCGGGAAAUGGAAGGGUAUUCCGAAGCCAGUUUCCCUCCAGCUGAUUUCCACGCAAACAACCGAGUUGGAAUUGUAUAUUUGCGAUUCGAUUUUGACAAAAUGAACAUUGCAUUGAAAUUCGCAGAAUCUAAGAAGGUAAGAAAUUUGGAUUUUUUGCUUUGCGGAAUUGUUUUUGGGGUUCGCUUUGACUCUUGACCCAUGCUUUUCAGUGCUGAAUAUUUCGACCGCGCUUUGAGAUAACGGCCUGAAAUUUUCAGCGAUUAACUCAUAAAUAAGCUAGUUUGUUCGUGGAAAAUUUCAAGAAAAUCCGACCGUUCUGCUUUGAGAAAUUUGCAUUUAAAUUAUAUUGUACUAGCCCUUCUCUUUCCAGGAGAAACAACUCGAUUUGGAAUGGUCGUAUCUUCAAGAUUAUCAAUUGAGCAGUGACAACGCUUCGGUGAUGCUUCGAAUUCAACGAGACAACGUCGUUGAGCCCCUAUUUAUCAACACGGAAUACGCAGAAUACGUUUGUGACGUCAUUGACCGAGUAAUGUUCGAACGGGAAAAGCGAAACCACGACGCGCCCGAAUUGAAAGCCAUUGAUAAUAUUGAGAACGCAGAGACUACUAAGGCAUAA
Bursaphelenchus xylophilus (pine wood nematode) is the source of this 7737-nucleotide messenger RNA. NCBI's taxonomy places the organism in Eukaryota, Metazoa, Nematoda, Chromadorea, Rhabditida, Aphelenchoididae. The record is from the annotation of a GenBank genome assembly.